Vicia faba (fava bean) is the source of this 501-nucleotide messenger RNA. NCBI's taxonomy places the organism in Eukaryota, Viridiplantae, Streptophyta, Magnoliopsida, Fabales, Fabaceae. The record is from the annotation of a GenBank genome assembly.
AUGGCCUUAGUCACCACUGCAGAAGUGUGUGAUGCAAACCCACAGUUAAUUUUAAGCGGGGAGCUUCGUGCCCUUCAGCCGAUUUUCCAGAUUUACGGUCGAAGACAGGUUUUUUCCGGACCAAUAGUUACCUUAAAGGUGUUUGAGGACAAUGUCUUAGUUCGCGAGUUUCUUGAAGAGAAAGGAAAUGGAAGAGUGCUUGUUGUGGACGGUGGUGCGAGUUUGCGCUGUGCGAUAUUGGGUGGCAACCCUGUAGUUCAAGCACAGAACAAUGGAUGGGCAGGUAUUAUUGUGAAUGGAUGUAUAAGAGAUGUAGAUGAGAUCAACGGUUGUGAUAUCGGUGUGAGAGCAAUCGGUUCUCAUCCCAUGAAAGCCAAUAAGAAAGGUAUGGGAGAAAAACAUGUUCCCAUAACUAUUGCCGGGACAAGGAUCUCUGAUGGGGAAUGGCUUUAUGCAGACACCGAUGGAAUUCUUAUCUCUCGAACUGAGCUUUCUGUUUGA